AUGCUCAGCUUGCAGAUCUCCCCCCUCGGAUGCUCCACCGAAGGCCCAUUGAUGGCCGCUGUGUCCGCACGCCGCCUGAGCUCUGCCAAGCCGCUGCUCUUCAAUGCUCAGACGCUCGAAAGAUCUGUUGGCAUCACAUCGUUCGCCUGCCGUGACGCAGGUAUGGACGCGUUGCUCAUGCUGCACGCAAAGGAAGCAGCAAUCCCAUGCAUUCGAAUGCAUGCACUCGGUCUCUGCUGGUGUUUUCUCUUUCUCUGUGUGUGUUUGUGUGUGUGUGCGCGCAGAUGGCUUCGAUGGCGUGCUGGACGCGGCAAGGCAGCCGAGGGACUACAUGGUAACUCACCAGUGCAAGAUCUAUGGCUGUUGCUCAGUGCGAUUCAUUGCAGCUGAAUGAGGUAGACCGUGAGGGCCGUUUGGUGCAGCUGUUGAGCCUGGAGGACUCCCUCUACCGCCUCCCACCACGCAACCCAAAACAGCCUAACCUCACAUUCACACUGUACGGCACACACACACAUAGAAAGCCAUCCACGAACAUACGCAGGGGAUGAGUCGACCAGAUCAUCCAUGUAUCUGCGCAGGUACCGUAGUGGUCUGGAGGUCUACACGACGCUCAAGGCCAUCAGCUACGUGUGCGACGUCCCCUACCCCCAUCUGCGUGUGGCUGGCCAGCUGGGCCCCCCCACCCAGGGCAUAUCUGUGCAGUCUGUGAUAGCAAAGAAGGUCUCCCGACAGGAGCUGCUGCCGUUAGUGGAGCAGCUGAGCGAGCGGACGGACCUCAGGUGCGGCAACUUCGACUACACCGUGACCGACGAGUUGGGCGACGGCCACAGUGGGGGUGAGAGGGGCGUCUACCGGCUGUCGGCUGCUUUGAGGCGUGUGUCACCGAGUGCUGAAAGUAAGGUGGCCGAGAUGGUCACUCAGAUCUCUCAAGUGGGCUUCCUCAACUACUAUGGUACGUCGGUGGACAGCCAGCCAUCCAUCCAUUGCACAGCCGACUUGCCAAUCGCUCACAAUCGCGUUCUCACCGAUGGAUAUGUGUGUGUGGAUAAUGCAGGUUCUCGAUAUUUUGGCCGGAGUGAUGUGAAACGGCAUGAGGUGGGCCUGGCGGUGCUGCAGGGCGACUGGCGAAAAGCCGUCGGCCUGCUCAUUGGAACCAACAGGUGGGUACGUGCGUGGGUUCCCGGGUGGACUCGACUCACACCAGUCAGGGAUCGGGGGGAGUGACGCACGAACGGGCAGCCGGCUCGCUCUCAGGCCUCCCUGCGUGCACCCACUGGGGAUGGGAGGGGAGGGUGAUUACGCGAGCCAAGAGAGAGGCUAGGGCCACCGGGCUCCCAGCGCCCCUUUUAGACACGUGUGCAUGACAACAGGGGUCUAGAAGGGCUCGGACACCUUUGUGGACUGUCUGUGCUCUUUAUGUAUGCAGGCGAGAGGAUUCCCCGACGUUUGAGGCGUGGCAGGCGUUCCAGAAGGGACAAAUGGUAUGGCUGGUCAGCUCCGAGGAGAAGGCUCCAUGUGUCCAUGUCCUAGAAGUGGUGAUCCAUCCACCUGUCACUGGUUGUGUGAGGAUGUCACAGAAAGACUGCCUCUCCCUGUUGCCCGACACGUGCCCCAACCUCCGGGAGAUGAUUCUCACACUCAUCAAGACAGGGUAAGCAGAUAACGCAAAAGCACAAGUCGCCUCCUCAUUUGUGUCCGUGUGUUGUGUCUGUCUGUGUGCUGUGUGUCAGCGAUGCGAGGGAGGCGUACAUGUCACUGCCUGCGGUCGUGCGCCGGCAGCACAUGUCGGCCAUCGGCAAGUUCGCAUUCAACCUGGCCGCGGAUUUCAGAGUUGGCCGGUACGCAUAACAACCCCGCGAGUGGCGUGAACCGUGCAUAAUCCUGUCCGUGUGGUUGUCAGUAUGGGCCACAAGGUCCUCCCUGGAGACUUUGUGCGGUCACCCGCAGCACCUGGAGGGGUCAGUGAAGCAACACAAGACAGAAGGGCACAGUGUGCAACGCAACCUACCUUUCUGUGAUGGCUGGCUGGCUGUAUGUGUGUGUCAUUCAUUUGUCAGGUGAGUAUGGUGCAGGUGGAGGACAUCAAGAAGAAGAUGUGGCGUCUGGAGGACGUGUUGCUGCCGGUGCUGGGCUCGGGGGUGGACCUCCCAGACAAUGCUGUGGCCCAAUUCUACAGAUCCAUCUUCGACAGAUUCGACCUCUCGCCACAAGCACUCACGGUCAAUAGGACGAGAAUGCAGCCACAGUACAGGCAUUCUUGUAUCGGGCUGUUUCCUUCUGGCAUACUGCAGGUUCCCUCUAAGCCAGAGCUGGCUGUCACGGGUUUCUACAGGUGAGUACAUCAAGUACGCUGACUGUCCACACACACACACACACACGCAUCGUGUGUGUGUGUCUCUAGGCCGGCUGUGAGCAUACCGCGCGAGAUCCAGUGGGACAUGGUGCACUACCAGCAGCCACACACACACACCCACGAGGCCCCCGACGGCGACAAUGCAGGCAGCCCCCCCGCCCCGGUGCCCCUCCUGCUGUGUGGCCUGCAGCGGCUCAAGGCACUCAGGAGGACGACCAUCACCGAGGAGGGUCAUGAUAAUGAGAUGGCAGACGCUGCCACAAGUGGUACGCAAGAGAGAGCGCAUGGCCACAUAGCAGGCAGGCAGGCAGGCGGACGGAUCGCAGUACGUGUGCUCUCUGCAUGUGUGUAGAUGCGGCUUCCGACGACUGUAUGUUGCCCCCUGACGUGCCCGACUUCGACAGUCCCGGCGGUGCCGACGGUGGUGUUGUGGGUGACGACUUCGCUCGCCCGUCGGACGGCUCUGCAACAGCCGACGCCUCGUCAGGCAGGGGCGGCAGGGGAGGGGGCGGGAGAAGAAGCAUCAGGCAAAAGGUAAGUACGACAAUAAGAUCUCUCGGGUGGUAUGCAGCCUUGUUCGUGCCUUACGUUUGUGUGUGCAGCGUCAGCAAGACACGGCGCUGCGUAUUCGCGCGACGCUCGACAGACACGCAGAUGGUCAGAGAGAGGGGCAAGACAUUUGUGGGAUGUGCGCGAGUGUGAGUGUGUUUACGUGUUUGCGUGUGUGUUGACAGGUAUGAUGUUCUUACGUGAGCUGCUGCAUCGUGAUGUCUCGGAGUUCGAUGUGUCGGCCGAUAAGAUAUCUGACAAGCUGCUGUGAUGUCGCUGGCUGCAUGAAUUGGCUGACACUAAAUCACAUUGGAUGAAUGUAC
Messenger RNA from Vitrella brassicaformis, 3225 nucleotides. The record is from the annotation of a GenBank genome assembly. Lineage: Eukaryota; Vitrellaceae.